AUUACCACACCGGUUUUCGUGAAAAGCGGGCGUACGUUAAGUUAAUCCUUUAAUAAUAAGUGAUUUAAAUUUUAAAAAAUGUCCUUUUAUCAAGAUAGAAGUGUCGGUCACCUGCCCCCACCAGGUCUGUCAGACAAGCUACGUUUGUACCAUGUGGAUAUGAACCCUUACGGCCACAGGGUCCUAUUGAUCCUGGAGGCUAAAAAGGCCAAAUACGAAGUCUACAAGCUAGACCCACUUAGGCUACCGGAAUGGUUCAAGGUCAAGAAUCCAAGAUGUAAUUGUACGGAACCUUCAACGUUACGUAGUUCGCCGAAACAGCUAGUCUUGAAUAAAUUGUUAGACUUUUUAUUUUCUAUUCUUUCAGGAACGAAUUACUUCAGCGGGCAUCGUCCGGGUAUGCUAGACUACAUGAUCUGGCCCUGGGUAGAGAGGCUGUACCUGUUGCGAUGCGUUAGUGAACAGAAAUUCGAUUCCAAGAGAGGCCUGUUCCCUAAUUUUGCGGACUGGGCUGACCAGAUGCAGUUAGAUGAGGUCGUGAAGAAACACGCCGUCUCACCUCAAGAGUAUUUCGAUUACUACAGGAAUGCUAGAACACAUUCUAUGGGGUACUAUAUUUAAUCCCUAUUUAAUAUAACUUAUAUGUAACUUGAUUAAAUGUACACCAGAGGGCCUAUCCCACGCGUCCAGGUAUUAUCAUUGCGGCUGUGGAGAAUAUUCUACAACUUUCACAGUUUUCACACAACGCCAUCUAGUGUCAAACUAAGCGAAGCUUGUAUUAUGAGUACUA
Trichoplusia ni (cabbage looper) is the source of this 790-nucleotide messenger RNA. RefSeq lists its product as uncharacterized. Gene Ontology annotation, cellular component: cytoplasm. Gene Ontology annotation, molecular function: glutathione dehydrogenase (ascorbate) activity; glutathione transferase activity. The transcript has 5 exons. Lineage: Eukaryota; Metazoa; Arthropoda; Insecta; Lepidoptera; Noctuidae. The record is from RefSeq and is a predicted model, not a curated record. Gene Ontology annotation, biological process: glutathione metabolic process. The coding region runs from base 79 to 621 and encodes 180 amino acids.